CGCCGCGUCCCCGCCCGCCCGUCCGAGCCCUGAGCGCCCCCCGCCGCAUCCCACCCACCCCGAGCACCAUGAAUCAGAUCGAGCCCGGCGUGCAGUACAACUACGUGUACGACGAUGACGAGUACAUGAUCCAGGAGGAGGAAUGGGACCGCGACCUGCUCCUCGACCCCGCCUGGGAGAAGCAGCAGAGGAAGACCUUCACUGCCUGGUGCAACUCCCAUCUCAGGAAAGCUGGCACCCAGAUUGAGAACAUUGAGGAGGACUUCAGGAAUGGCCUCAAGCUCAUGCUGCUUUUGGAAGUCAUCUCAGGAGAACGACUGCCCAAACCUGACCGAGGGAAAAUGCGAUUUCAUAAAAUCGCUAAUGUCAACAAAGCCUUGGAUUACAUAGCCAGCAAAGGUGUGAAACUGGUGUCCAUCGGUGCUGAAGAAAUUGUUGAUGGCAACGUGAAAAUGACACUGGGUAUGAUCUGGACCAUCAUCCUUCGCUUCGCUAUUCAGGAUAUUUCAGUUGAAGAGACAUCAGCUAAAGAAGGGCUGCUGCUUUGGUGUCAGAGGAAAACCGCUCCUUACAGAAAUGUCAACAUUCAGAACUUCCACACCAGCUGGAAGGACGGCCUUGGACUCUGUGCGCUCAUCCACAGACACCGGCCUGACCUCAUUGACUACUCAAAGCUUAACAAGGAUGACCCAGUAGGAAAUAUUAACCUGGCCAUGGAAAUUGCAGAGAAGCACCUGGAUAUUCCGAAAAUGUUGGAUGCUGAAGACAUUGUGAACACUCCCAAACCUGAUGAAAGAGCUAUCAUGACAUACGUUUCCUGCUUCUACCAUGCUUUUGCGGGAGCAGAGCAGGCUGAGACAGCGGCUAACAGGAUAUGUAAGGUUCUUGCUGUGAAUCAAGAGAAUGAGAGGCUGAUGGAAGAAUAUGAGAGGCUAGCAAGUGAGCUUUUGGAAUGGAUUCGCCGCACCAUCCCCUGGCUUGAGAACCGGACCCCUGAGAAGACCAUGCAAGCCAUGCAGAAAAAGCUGGAGGACUUCCGGGAUUACCGUCGGAAGCACAAGCCCCCGAAGGUGCAGGAGAAGUGCCAGCUGGAGAUCAACUUCAACACCUUGCAGACGAAGCUGAGGAUCAGCAACCGUCCUGCUUUCAUGCCCUCUGAGGGCAAGAUGGUGUCGGAUAUUGCUGGUGCCUGGCAGAGGCUGGAGCAGGCAGAGAAAGGCUAUGAGGAAUGGCUUCUCAAUGAGAUCCGGAGGCUGGAGCGCUUGGAACAUCUGGCGGAGAAGUUUAGGCAAAAGGCAUCCACGCAUGAAACAUGGGCUUACGGCAAAGAACAGAUUUUGCUGCAGAAGGAUUAUGAGUCGGCGUCCCUGACCGAGGUCCGGGCUCUGCUGCGGAAACACGAGGCUUUCGAGAGUGACCUGGCGGCGCACCAGGACCGGGUGGAGCAGAUCGCGGCCAUUGCUCAGGAGCUCAAUGAGCUGGACUAUCAUGAUGCCGUGAAUGUCAAUGACCGGUGCCAGAAAAUUUGUGACCAGUGGGACAGACUGGGAACGCUUACUCAGAAGAGGAGAGAGGCCUUGGAGAGAACUGAGAAAUUGCUAGAAACCAUCGAUCAGCUUCAUCUCGAGUUUGCCAAGAGAGCUGCUCCUUUCAACAACUGGAUGGAGGGCGCCAUGGAGGACCUGCAGGACAUGUUUAUUGUUCAUAGUAUUGAAGAAAUCCAGAGUUUGAUCACUGCCCAUGAGCAGUUCAAGGCCACGCUGCCAGAGGCGGACGGGGAACGGCAGUCCAUCAUGGCCAUCCAGAAUGAGGUGGAGAAGGUGAUUCAGAGUUACAGCAUCCGAAUCAGCUCAAGCAACCCCUACAGCACUGUCACCAUGGACGAACUCCGGAUGAAGUGGGACAAGGUGAAGCAGCUGGUGCCCAUCCGGGAUCAGUCGCUGCAGGAGGAGCUGGCCCGCCAGCACACCAAUGAGCGCCUGAGACGCCAGUUCGCUGCACAGGCCAAUGCCGUCGGGCCCUGGAUCCAGAACAAGAUGGAGGAGAUUGCCCGGAGCGCCGUCCAGAUCACAGGAGCGCUGGAAGACCAGAUGAACCAGCUGAAGCAGUAUGAGCACAACAUCAUUAACUACAAGAACAAUAUUGACAAGCUGGAAGGAGAUCACCAGCUCAUCCAGGAGGCCCUGGUCUUUGACAACAAGCACACCAACUACACCAUGGAGCACAUUCGUGUUGGAUGGGAAUUACUGCUGACAACCAUUGCCAGAACCAUCAAUGAAGUGGAGACCCAGAUCCUGACCAGAGAUGCGAAGGGCAUCACCCAGGAGCAGAUGAAUGAGUUCAGGGCCUCCUUCAACCACUUCGACAGGAGGAAGAACGGGCUGAUGGAUCAUGAGGAUUUCAGAGCCUGCUUGAUUUCCAUGGGUUAUGAUUUGGGUGAAGCUGAAUUUGCCCGCAUUAUGACCCUGGUGGACCCCAAUGGACAGGGCACAGUCACCUUCCAGUCCUUCAUUGACUUCAUGACUAGAGAGACAGCUGAUACCGACACAGCUGAACAGGUCAUCGCCUCCUUCCGGAUCCUGGCUUCUGAUAAGCCAUACAUCCUGGCAGAGGAGCUACGACGAGAGCUGCCCCCAGACCAGGCUCAGUACUGCAUCAAGAGGAUGCCCGCUUACUCGGGGCCAGGCAGCGUGCCUGGUGCUCUGGAUUACACCGCCUUCUCCUCUGCACUCUAUGGGGAGAGUGAUCUGUGAGGCCCAGGUUCUGUAAUUGUUGAUCCCAAUCAGAACGCAAUAAAAGCUCAAGCCGCGGUUGAUUUCUUAGAAACUUUGACAAGCUUUAUUAAGUUAAAAGAGAGAGAGAAAGGGGGAGAGAGAGAAAGAGAGAGAGAGAAAAAUUUUUUUAAAAAUAAUGCCAGCAAUGUAACCUGGCUGAAAUUCAGUUUCUAUAGUUAUGUGGCAGUUUGCUUUGAUAGGUUUCUUCUGAAUUUUUUAGUUGAAUGUGAUGGAAUGUCAGGUUGUUUGUUUCUUUGCUAAAACUGAACCGAUUACUUCAGUAAUAUAGAAUUAGGAUCAUCUCGGGGCAGAAGGAAACAUUUUAAAUGGGAAAUUUCAAAGGUACAGAAGUUUAAGUCCAGGAGAAAAAAGUUGCUAACUUGCUAAAUGUUUGCUAUUUUUAAAAAUAUUCUUCAUAUCAGUAUGCUUGUGUGAUUCCCCCUAGGGGAAUCCAGUUAGGGAUAUUAGUAUUUUGCUUUCUUGACUAUCCAAAGAUUAAUUGUGUUUAGUAUAAAUGGUAUUAUCAUUUCUUUUAAUGAAUUUAAUAGUGUGGGUGACACUUCCAGGGAAUAGAAACAAGACUGCCUGAAAGAUAUUAAAAAAGAGAGAGAGAGAAGAUUUAGUCUGCUCUUUGUUAUUUAGACUGCAUAAUCCAAUUCGUAGUUUCAAUGCCUUAUUUUUCCUCCAAAGUAGGGACCUCAGGAAACAGGAAGUCAAUAUAAUGGUCAGGGUGGAAGGUAGAAUCGCAAGAUAAAGUGAGUUGUUCUUUUUUUAAGGUUAUUUAUCGAUUCCAGGUUUUCUGCUUUUUCUAGAGCUUGUUAGGAUAGCUUCUCAGGAGUUUACUGUGUAUGGUUUGUUUUCACAAGAACAGGUAUCUAUAGUAAUAGUUUAUAGCAAAUCAGAGAAACAGAACCCCAAGAGCUCUCUAGGUAGAAUUCUUCAUGCUUUUAGUUUGAUGGUAGGGUAAGGAUGAAUCCCCAACAACAGUAGAGGUAAGUUCAUCCAUUGCAGAGCCUUUACAUAUCUUUAGGUGAAUUCUUUUUUUGGUCUAGAAGGCAUUACUAGAACUUUCAGCGAGCAUUUGGCAUGGCCUGUGCUCAGUGCUGUUAUUGAAAAGUUCUGAGUCUGGCUAUGUCUGCAUCCAAAGUCCCAUUGCAGAAGACAUUAUCAUAUGUGCUUCCAGCAUUGUCUUCGUCUCUUCAGUGUUUAUUCAGUUUUCUGCUGAUGCUUACCUGAAUAUCACUCCCUGCUCUGUUUUGUUUCGUUUUUUUUUUUUCAUCUUGUUGACAGCUUGUAGAGAAUAAAGCAGGAAUUCUUUUUAUAUCUGAGUCCUUAAUGAUAAGGACGUGAAUUAUAAACAAACAAAAACAGUUACAAUAGCAAUUCAAGUGUUAGAAAAAUUAACAGUUAAGUGUCUAUUACAAACAGCUAUUUCCUAACAGCUGGAAAUAUAUUUUUCUUUCAUAACUGUCUGGUAACUUAAUACAUUUACCAAAUUGGCCCAUUUAAAACCUUGAAGCUUUUAUAAAUUUUGUUUCAUUUGCUUAAUUUUAUUGUCAUUGGCAAAUUCCUGAAAUGUCUGAGUACUUGAGUUUAAUGCUGAAUGCUUUUGGGAUGGUGGUUAGGUGAAUUCUGACUCCUUAUUUUAUUUCAAGCAGGUGCUAUAUUUUAGCCAUAUACAUUAAGGCAAAUCUGGGAAGUUGUUCUACCUUUGAGGGAUUUGUGGUGUUUUAUGAUGGGAAUAGGUAGCUUAUCUACCUAAAAUUUUAAUAUCUUUACAACACUCAGUCAAGAGAAUGGAUCGAUACUGUUUGCUAAUAAAUGAAGGAAGUAAACUCUGAAAACACUUAAUAAACAUGUUUAUACUCUCA
Molecule: messenger RNA, 4645 nt
Organism: Sorex fumeus (smoky shrew)
Lineage: Eukaryota; Metazoa; Chordata; Mammalia; Eulipotyphla; Soricidae
Gene: ACTN2
Product: actinin alpha 2
Exons: 21
Coding region: 69-2753 (894 amino acids)
Biological process (GO): actin cytoskeleton organization; muscle cell development
Cellular component (GO): cell projection; Z disc; cell junction
Molecular function (GO): calcium ion binding; actin filament binding
Source: RefSeq, a predicted model, not a curated record